Messenger RNA from Strigops habroptila (Kakapo), 3024 nucleotides. RefSeq names its product transmembrane 6 superfamily member 1 (gene TM6SF1). Gene Ontology annotation, cellular component: lysosomal membrane. The coding region runs from base 260 to 1372 and encodes 370 amino acids. The transcript has 10 exons. Lineage: Eukaryota; Metazoa; Chordata; Aves; Psittaciformes; Psittacidae. The record is from RefSeq and is a predicted model, not a curated record.
GGCGGCACCGCUGUUCGGGCGGUCCCUACCGCCGGGGCAGGGGCGGGGGGAGCGGGCCGAGCCCCGGGGCGGGCGGGCGGCUGCACGGGCCUCUAGCCCCGGCCGGCUCCGCUUUCUGAGGCGGGUUUAACCCUCCCCAAGCGGGGCGGGCAGCGGGCAGGGGCUGGCGGGCGGGAAGGGCUGAGGCGAGGCGGUGCCUCGGGCCGGGCGCGGCGCUCGCCGGGGGCGCAGAGCGCGGCUGCCGCCUCCCGCCGCGGGCAUGAGCGCCUCGGCGGCCACCGGCGUCUUCGUCCUGUCCCUCACCGCCAUCCCCGUCACGUACCUCUUCAACUGCCUGGCGGCCACCGGCAGUUCCUGGAUAAUUGUUCCAGUUGGAUUGCUGGUUCUGGUUUUUAUUGCUCUGUUGGCUCGCGUUCUCGUCAAAAGAAAACCACCCAAAGACCCUCUGUUUUAUGUUUAUGCUGUAUUUGCCUUUACCAGUGUAGUGAAUCUAAUAAUUGGACUUGAACAGGAUGGAAUUAUUGAUGGAUUCAUGACUCAUUACUUGAGAGAGGGUGAACCGUAUCUGAACACUGCAUAUGGCCACGUGAUCUGCUAUUGGGAUGGCUCUGUUCAUUAUCUGAUGUAUCUGUUGAUGGUGGCAGCUAUUGCAUGGGAACAAAGCUAUAGAACCAUUGGCCUUUACUGGCUAGGUUCCAUUAUCAUGAGCAUCAUUGUCUUUAUGCCUGGAAACAUUGUGGGCAAAUACGGAACAAAAGUGUUUCCUGCUUUUUUCUUAAGUAUACCAUACAUUUGCCUUCCCAUAUGGGCUGGGUUCCGAAUUUAUAACCAACCUUCUGUGACGCAUGACACUCCAGUCAAGGUGGUUCAGGAAGUCCAGAAGAAAGGACUCUUAAGUCGACCAAUAGAUUUAAUGUUAGCUGCAUACCUCAUUCUUGCAACGGGGUUUUGCAUAUUUAGGGGCAUGAUUGCUCUGGAUUGCCCUGCUGAACUCUGCCGGCUAUAUAUUCAACUUCACGAGCCCUAUAUAAAAGAUCCUGCUGCCUAUCCUAAGCUUCAGAUGCUGGCAUACAUGUUCUACUCUGUGCCAUACCAUGUGAUUGCUCUGUAUGGCCUACUGGUGCCUGGUUGUUCCUGGAUGCCCGAUGUAACCCUUAUACAUGCUGGAGGACUAGCUCAGGCUCAAUUUUCCCAUAUUGGUGCUUCUCUUCAUGCUCGAACUCCUUACAUCUACAGAGUCCCUGAAGAAGCAAAACAGUUUUUCCUGAUACUGAACAUAAUGUACGGGAUUCUUCCCCAGCUGUUGGCUUACAGAUGUGUCAACAAGCCAGAGUUUUUUAUGAAACCAAAACAAGAAGAAAAAACAGAAUAGCACAACUGUUUUCAGCUCUUCGUUCUGGCUGCUUAUAUACUUGGGUUGGGAUGUAACCAAACUGCUCCACUGGAACCCGAAUGAAGUGUGUAAGAAAGAUGUGUAAAUCUGCACAGUUGUGUAAAGUUGCACGGUCUGUUUUGUUUAUCCUACUCGAAAAGGGAAAUAAAGACGACUGCCUUCAGUACCACUUCUCAACAUCUUGACUUUGUGCUGCAGCAGAGCUGCUGGUUCCCAUGGCUAUUUUUAAGUAAGCUGCUUUGACAGUUUUAGAAAUACUGCAUGAAGUUAAAUAAUAAUAAUGAUGUCAGCGUUUAGCCUCCACACCCUGAAGAGUAUCAGUGGCAGCAAUCCCUACGCAGAGCUACUGUAGAAUGGGAAGGUCGUUUUGAGGUGUGAAAAAUUAACAUACAUAACUCUGUCACAUGCACAUCUUUUAUUUGUCAAAAAGUAUGUAUGUCUUGUGGGUCAGCCUUGUUAAAAAUCCCAAGAAAUCUUUUUAAGAAGCAAUCAACUCUUACGGUAAGACUCCAUAUAUGAUAAGCAAAUCAUAUAGUUUUGUUAAUUCUUUUAAGGAUUCACCUCUGCAAGGACUGCUCAUCUGCUUGAAGUUAAGCAUGUGCUUAACUAGUUUAAUUAGCUCCUCUGAACUGGGCCUGGGGGCUUGUUACCUGGGGAAGGUGGGCCUUACACUGGAGAAUGCAGUUCCAGAGACGGGUUUUGGUUCUUCUCUGCAGCUACUUUUGCUAAUGCUGAUGGUCCUAAACAAGUAGCAGCAAAUACAGUGACCUUGGUUUGUGUGGUUUAUGUUUCUGUUUGCAAUUACAACUAUUUCUAUGCCUUCUAUGUGUAUUUACACUAAAAGCAGUACACUUAAGUGCCUUUCUCACAGGUGAAAUUAGCUGAUACAUUUUAACUGGAAACACUUUAUUUGGAAAUGUUGACUUUUGAGCAUUUUGAUUUAAAGAAUCUUCUUUUUAAACCUAAUCAGUAAUGAGGCACGAUCAGCUCAUGCACGUGCAUGUUGCACCCUGUGCAAGGGGACUUUGAGAGCAGCAAGAAACUCACGCUGCAAGGCUCUCCUGCUGCACGCUGAGCUGUGCUUCGCAGCAGUGCUCAAAGAGAGACCCCAGGUUUCACACCUCCAGCCAAAGGGGCCGGUCCAAGAUAACCCCAACCCACCUCAGUCAGUGCCUCUUGGUGAAAGGGAGUUUAGCAAUAAUCCCCUCCGGCACCCAGCCUCCUGCCAUGCUCACUAGAAUUAGGGGUAGCUCCAUCCCAGCACAUCCUUCCACGAAAACCAGCCCCGAGCUGUUGGGCUGUAUCAGGAGAUGCAGGCUCGCAAUCGAGCAUCCGAGCCACUGGUGUCACUGCUCAUGUUUUUAAAGAAGCUUUGAGUACAUUCAAGGUGAAUUUAAUAACCUCCUGUUAUCCAGAAAAGGCAAAGUACAGAAAAAAUAAAGAUCUCACCUGCACUUGUAUCUAUUAUGGUCAACUCAUGUUAACAGAAUGUUUUGCUUUAAUACUUGACUUACAUUAAUACCUCACAUUAUUACACGUAUGAAGCCAAAUAUGACGCUAACUUAGUUGCUUACAACCUCAAACCUUACUCCCAAUACACAUUCCAAUAAAUUUAUUCUGUAAAAACAAUA